Molecule: messenger RNA, 2834 nt
Organism: Monodelphis domestica (gray short-tailed opossum)
Lineage: Eukaryota; Metazoa; Chordata; Mammalia; Didelphimorphia; Didelphidae
Gene: GINS4
Product: GINS complex subunit 4
Biological process (GO): DNA-templated DNA replication; double-strand break repair via break-induced replication
Cellular component (GO): GINS complex
Source: RefSeq, a predicted model, not a curated record
GAAGAACUUCUGCGCCCUUUUCCCUUCCUUCUGCUCCCCUCAAUCCCAGAUGGACUCCCAUGCCCACCACUUCUUUGUUCUCUAUCUUGGCCCCGGUAUCUGAACCCAACCCUGGAAUGAAACCCAGAGCUGGGAUGGGGCGGGGUCCAGCCGGGUAAAGAGAGAACUGAUCAGGGAUUCUCCCCCCACCCCGAAAUCAGCGGCUUGUUUCACCCCAGGCCGACCCCUGAGGUUAGGGAACCUAAUCCAGGUGCUUCUGCGCUGCGAUGCCCACCGGAAAGUAGCAGCUGACCCUUUCAGAGCACUUUCAAACUUUGCAAAGCGUUUUACCUGUAGGGUCUCUUGGAACCUCCCUGCGCGCGACCCCGUGAGAGUUCAGAAAAUGACAGAGGAAACUGAUUUCACCCAGCAAGACUCUGAUGGAGGUAGUGAGGAAGUAGUACUAACUCCUGCAGAGCUCAUUGGAAAAUUGGAGCAGGCCUGGCUAAAUGAAAAAUUUUCCCCUGAGCUACUGGAGAAUAAGUGUGAAAUUGUGGAGUGUGUCAUAGAGCAGCUGGACCAUAUGGAAAAGAAUCUCAGGAGAGCAAAGAAGGGUGAUUUGAAGGUUAGUGUCCACCAUAUGGAGGUAGAAAGAAUCCGCUACGUCCUCAGCAGCUACUUGAGAUGUCGACUGAUGAAGAUUGAGAAGUUUUUCCCACAUGUCCUUGAAAAGGAAAAGACACGUUCUAAAGGAGAACCUUCCAUUCUCUCCCCAGAAGAGUUUGCCUUUGCCAAAGAAUACAUGGCUAACAUAGAAACCUAUCUGAAAACUGUGGCCUUAAGGCACAUGCCUCCUAACCUGCAAAAGGUGGAUCUUCUAAGGUCAGUUCCCAAACCUGAUUUAGAUUCAUAUGUGUUUCUGAGGGUGAAGGAAAGACAAGAAAACAUUUUGGUAGAGCCAGAGACAGAUGAACAAAGAGAAUAUGUGAUUGACUUGGAAGAGGGCUCUCAGCACUUGAUCAGAUACAAAACCAUUGCACCUCUAGUGGCCUCUGGAGCUGUACAACUGAUUUAAACUGAAAAGAACUGGUGGAAAAGCUAUGGGGUCAUUGAAGAGACAGCUGGAAUAUCUUGGAGAACUCUCAUCUGUCUUUGCCAGUGAUAGUUAUGGCACAUUUGUGCAGAUAUCUCAAACUCUUCUCACUAGGACUGCUGGACUAGAUGGGAUUUAAAAGGAAGGCAAAAAUUCAAAAAUUGUACAUCUCAUCUUCUGCAAUCUUAUGCAUUUGUCAGCAGGUGGAGCCAUCACUCUCUUCAUUCUGAAUUUGAGACAACAGUUCUUUCCUGUGGACUCUUAGGAACUGUUGACCAAAUGUGUAUAAUUACACCUGUACAAAGGAACUCUUACCUAUAGUUAGGGAGAAUAAGUAUAUUAGGGGACUAGUAGGAUUUUUUUCCCCUUGUCUUACUUUCUGGCCUAGAAUGAGAUGACUUGAUGCAUGCAGGCAAUGAGGUGCUAAUUUUAGAAUAGAUGAGCAUUAUGGGACCAAGUCCUUUCUUCUGUUAAGCUACUUUUAUAAUCUACAAUAAUGUAAUCACAAUCAAAAAUAUUUCCAACAUGCUCAACUAAGAGCCUUAGCAAAACUAAUAAGAGUAUGAGAUGCUAAAUUUCUAUAAAAUAAGUCUCUAGGAAAUCCUUAGCUCUGAUUCUUCAAAGGCAUAUUUAUUUUGUUGUAUGACUAUACCCCUCAGUCUUGAGCAACUUUGGCUGUGCUCUAAUUUAGAGAGACUGGCUACCUUCUUAUCGAUGCUUCGCUGUCAUGGUGAUAUCCAUUUACUUAUGUCAUCAACUAGCAGCUUUUUAAGCCAGUUCUGCUCUGUCAUUUAUUCCUUUGGGAAAUAGCUCAAGAUGAACCUAAUGUUGGUUGGGAAGGCAUGGAGAGUGCCUCAUCAUCUACUCCACAUAAAUAUACAUUCCUGACAUUUAAAAAAGAUAUUUAUUAACUAACGCCUGAAGUUCUUAUAGAAGUUAUAUUUUCCAAAGUGCUAUGACCUUUAUUUUGUUUUUCAUAACCACCUUCUGUGACAGCUUGGACAGGCAUCCCCAUUAUUAGAGAUGAGUUAACAAAACAGAGAGGUUGGCGUGGUGUUACAGCUAGCUGGUAAUAGACUUGAGUCUGUAACCUAUGGCUCUUAACUCUUACUGGUUGUAGGCCCUGCUAACUAGCCAAGUCUGGACUUUUCCAUUUAAAUGUCACCAUUUUCUAUCACUUUCAUGCCAGACUGCACGUAGCUGUGUUUUCGGCUAAAGCUAGUUUUAUGAUUGCUACAUUUCCUGGACUAGUUUUGAAGAUGAUGAUUUAGAAGCAUAAAUUAAAAAUAAAAAGGAACUGCAUUUCAAAAUGAAGAUGGCUUGGAAAUGAUGUGGCAUAGCUUAGCUGAUGCUGAAAUGAGAGAUUUUUUCAGUCACUGAGUUAUUGCCCUUGAGGGUGUGGUAAAUUCAUUGCAUCAUUUUUUCUGAACAGUUGUUGACCAUAAAUUUCUUCCUGGAAAGAGGGUAUAUGAUAUGAUUCAGAACCGGAAACCUUGGCUAUCUUAUGUACACAGUAUGUCACAAGAAGGGGAGGGGUUUUCCUUUCCAUCCUUCUGAAGUGUUUUCAACGAGGUCAUUUUGUUCAUUUCCUAUGUAUUGCGUAUAACUUUGUAGUAGAAUUCAGACUGCUUUUUACCUACCACUGUUGGCUGCCAACCAUAACAAUAAUGAAUCUUUGUACAAUUCUGUGAUAUAUGAAAAUGUAAUAAUGACAUCAUGAGGAAUAUUUUGAAAAAGAACUAUACCAAGACUUUCAUAUUCA